Penicillium robsamsonii is the source of this 291-nucleotide messenger RNA. Its product is annotated as Zinc finger RING-type. The coding region runs from base 1 to 291 and encodes 96 amino acids. The record is from RefSeq and is a predicted model, not a curated record. The transcript has a single exon. Lineage: Eukaryota; Fungi; Ascomycota; Eurotiomycetes; Eurotiales; Aspergillaceae.
AUGUCUCUCCCCGCCUGGGAGACCUUUGCUCUUAUUUUCAUUUUCCUUGUAUUGGGACUGACGAUCAUGAUAACCAUGAUUCUUGUCAAGGAGUGGACCGAGUACCAAGCUAUGCAGUUUUGGCCGAAACUGCGUAGAACUCGCACUCUCGAUCUGGAGUCGGGCCUUUAUCUACUAGAGGACGUAAAGGAACUGACAUGGCGCGUUGAGCAGAUGGAAACAGAUAUUGGUCGUGGAAUCCAGCUUGCUGAAUACCUCUCCGAAUACCAUGAUGAACCCCCACUGCCUUGA